AUGGCAGGCCAGGCUCCAGAACACGCGACUGAAGCUCUCGCUCAGCUUCAGCUUGAUGAAGAAACAGGCGAAAUGGUGCCUAAGCGGGAACUGAAGAAACGACAGCAAAAGCGGGCAAGGAAGGCCGCCAUUGCCGCCGCGCGAGCUGAGAAACCAAAUAAUACACCAAAACAACAACUUCCACCGCAAGAGAAGACGGAUGGCAUACAAGUUGAUCCCGAUGCCAUGUUCACGCGGGGCUUUCUCGCGGAUGUGUACAACGAACUCCCAGCCGAGCGCGUUGUCACACGAUUUCCGCCCGAACCAAACGGGUUUCUGCAUCUCGGCCACGCAAAAGCUAUCGCAGUUGACUUUGGAUUCGCCCGAUAUCACGGCGACGCCGAGGAGAAAGGGUUUAUUGAUGCUAUCAAAGAGACGAUACGUUGGCUGGGGUAUACUCCACAUGCCAUCACAUACUCGAGCGACAACUUUCAAAAACUUUACGACUAUGCAGAACAACUAAUAGAGUUGGGAAAGGCGUACGUUUGCCACUGCAACGAAUCCGAGAUCAAGCGGCAGCGGGGUGGACAUGAAGGCAAAGAAGGACCGAGGUACAGAUGCGACCACUCUGAGCAGGAUGUGUCGACAAACCUGGUCAAAUUCCGCAUGAUGCGCGACGGCAAAUAUAAGCCUCAAACGGCCUUCCUACGCCUGAAGCAAGACAUUUCGAAUCCAAACCCACAGAUGUGGGAUCUCGCAGCAUACCGCAUCCCAAAGGACCAAACUCCGCACCACAGAACCGGGAAUCGAUGGAACAUCUACCCAACCUAUGACUUUGCACACUGUCUAUGCGACAGCUUGGAGGGGGUGACUCACAGUCUCUGCACAUCUGAAUUUGUAUUGUCACGGGAGAGCUACGAAUGGCUCAACAAGAGCCUCAAGGUUUAUGAACCCAUGCAAAGGGAAUUUGGCCGACUGAAUUUGAAUGGAACCAUCAUGAGCAAGCGAGGGUUGUCAGCUCUUGUCGAAGACAAAAUCGUCCGAGGCUGGGAUGACCCUCGUCUCUACACUCUGGUAGCCCUGCGCCGACGUGGCGUUCCACCUGGUGCGAUUUUAUCCUUCAUCAAUGAACUCGGAGUCACGAAUUCGAGAACGUUCAUUCAAGUGAACCGUUUUGAGCAAUCUGUUCGAAAGUACCUGGAAACAACGGUGCCUCGUCUGAUGCUUGUCCUGGACCCUGUGGCUUUGGUGAUUGAGGACGAAAUUGAUCCUGGAAUCUCCGAGCGCCGUAUUCCAUCUCCCACGUCGGAGUUGAAUGGCCACACCCAGCGUCUGACACAAACCCUCUUUAUAGAGCGGUCCGAUUUCCGAGAGGCUGAUAGUAAGGACUACUUCCGUCUAGCACCUGGGAAGACGGUCGGGCUCAUCCAAUCGCCAUACCCAGUCAAGGUCGUGAGCUUUUCCAAGAGCCCAACCACAGGCAUCGUCACUGAGGUCCGAGCUGUAUUCGACAAGGACUGCAAAAAGCCCAAGGCGUAUAUCCAUUGGGUGCCGGAGGGAUCUAGAGCGGUAGAAGUGCGUGUGCACGCUCCCCUCUUCAAGUCGGAUGAUCCGAUGCAAACCGAAGGCGGGUUUAGGAACGAUAUUCGUCCUGAUAGCGAGACGAUCUAUCCUGGUGCUUUGAUUUCGAGUGGGUUCGAUGAAGUGCGCAAGACUGCUCCCUGGCCCAAGGUUGCUGCCAACAACGAGGGCAGUGCUCCGGAAAGCGUCAGGUUCCAGGCCAUGCGCACUGGUUAUUUUACCGUCGACCCUGAUACCACUGAUGAUCAUGUAGUUCUUAACCGCAUUGUUUCGCUGAAAGAAGACAGCGGCAAGAAUUGA
Metarhizium brunneum ARSEF 3297 is the source of this 1860-nucleotide messenger RNA. RefSeq lists its product as uncharacterized. Gene Ontology annotation, molecular function: ATP binding; glutamine-tRNA ligase activity. The record is from RefSeq and is a predicted model, not a curated record. Lineage: Eukaryota; Fungi; Ascomycota; Sordariomycetes; Hypocreales; Clavicipitaceae. Gene Ontology annotation, biological process: translation; glutaminyl-tRNA aminoacylation. Gene Ontology annotation, cellular component: cytosol; cytoplasm.